Messenger RNA from Anopheles funestus (African malaria mosquito), 1508 nucleotides. RefSeq names its product titin-like. The coding region runs from base 287 to 931 and encodes 214 amino acids. The transcript is spliced from 2 exons. The record is from RefSeq and is a predicted model, not a curated record. Lineage: Eukaryota; Metazoa; Arthropoda; Insecta; Diptera; Culicidae.
UGAAUAGAAAGAAUUUUGUUAUAAUAAUGUUAUUCACUAAUAUAAAGGGAAUGUAAGAGAGAAUCAACAGUCAUAGGAAAGGUCAUAUAAAAGGCGCAUAGUGAGAGGGAAACCCCUCAGGGUUUGCUCAGGAAUUUCUGUUAAUGAAUGGUCAGAAUGGGAGAGAGAAAGUUGGGUAAACAUUCCUUUGCGCUAGCUCUCGAACCCAUAUUUCUAUAAAAGCGAACGACUGCUGAACGAUAGCACAUCAAACGUACAUCACCCAUCGAACCGAACACUUGCAAAAAUGAAGCUUUUAUUGGCCCUCUGCGCGUUAGGAGCGCUCCUUCAAGUGUCGAUUGCCACACACGACAUCAACGUACCGGUACUGGUACCGGUGCCACAUAUCAAGAAGGUGCCGAUUGGCAUCCCGAAGAUUGAGCGCACCAAGGGUGAGAUCAUCAAGCACGUACCGGAAGCGAUCAUCAAGCGUGUUCCCGUUGAGAAGCACGUUGAGGUGGAAAAGGAGGUCGAGGUCGUGAAGCAUGUGCCCGUGACAAAGGAGAUCGUCGUCGAACGUCCGGUAGAGGUUAUUCGCGAAGUUCCGAUCGAGAAGGUGGUCAUCGAAAAGGUGGAAGUACCGUACGAGGUGAUCAAGCACGUGGAGAAGAUCAAGCACAUCCCGGUCGAGAAGCACAUCGAGGUGAUCAAGGAGGUGGAAGAAAUCCGUGAGGUACCGUACAAGCGGUACGUCUUCAACAAGAAGCCAUUCCCGGUGCCGUACCACGAACCAGAAGAGGUGCAGGUACCGUACACCGUUCCAGCUCCGGUUGCACCGGUUGUGGCUGUGGUGGAACCGGCGGAACCCACGCUGAAGGACAAGUUUCACAAUUUAGCCGGUAACUACUUGCCCGAUCCGGUGGGAUUUUUCAAGAAAAUGGUAAACCAUUAAGAGGGACGGAUAAUGAAGGGAAGUUGGCGAGUUGCAGCAGUUCGGCAUGAAGCUUGAAUAAAGAUAUUUAUUAUACGCGAUUAAAACUUUUGUAUUACUUUUAUGUAUAGAUUUAAUGGAAUGUCUUCAUUUUUUUCCUAUUGAUGUUGUGAGUUGUAAAUAUUUGAUGAUAAAUGUAUUUUUUCUUCAUUCUCGGCCUGCUCAUGGUCGAGCAAGUCGCGAAGACAUGGCCAGAUCUCCAAUCCGUUUGAUGAAUGCAUUUAAAUUUCUUCAGUAAUAAUACAUAUUUAUAGUAUCAUUUUAAACACUCGAAAUCUGACCACACUAAAUGAAUUAUAACUCGGAAAAGGUUUGAGACAGAAGGACCAAUUUAGAACUCAAAAGGAAAAGUCUUUUAAAGUACUUCCAAUACAAAAAACAUGAAGUCUUGAAACAUGAAGAAAUAGUUCCUAGCUUGGGUAUGCUUUAACACCUUCCUUGUGAUGUCUUCCAUUAACUUUCAUAAAAAGUAUUUAACCACUCUUGGACAAUUCUGAAGACUUCAAAUAAAGAACUUUUCGAUCUAUUUGUCUCGAUG